Symbiodinium sp. CCMP2592 is the source of this 2718-nucleotide messenger RNA. The record is from the annotation of a GenBank genome assembly. Lineage: Eukaryota; Dinophyceae; Suessiales; Symbiodiniaceae.
AUGCACGCGUGGGCAUGGCGGCAUGCAAGCUUCAUUCAGCAAAGGUUCACCAGAUCGCAAGGCCAGACUCCGUUCGAGCUGGCAUGUGGGCGACCCUACCAGGGCAAGCUUGUGUGCAUUGGUGAAGCCGUGUAUGGAAGAGUGAAAAGUGCUGUGAAAGGGCAGCCCCGUUGGGGCAUAGGUUUGUGGUUGGGAAAACUUGGGUGUAGCGACGGCCACAUAGUCUUCACUGCUUCGGGACAUUUUCUUGCAUGCAGGUCGAUUCGUCGCUUACCGCAGACUUACUUGAGGAGUGCUGAUUUUGCAAAGCGCCUGCGUGAUCAUCCCUAUUCCCAGGCUGCUUUUCUUGCGGGCCAAGUUGGACAGUGCAGGCCGCAGAAAUCACGUGAUGCACAACAAGCGCCCCAAGAGCCACAGCCAGAUGAGAAUGCCCCGGCCGGUGCGGAUCCAUUUCCGUAUCCUGGCUAUGUUCUUCCUGACAGUGCACCGCUGAGUGAACUUGUGCCACCGCCAGCCAUCAAAAGUGAUUUUGUGCCAGAGCCACCGACGCCCAUGCAGGAGGACACUGGACCUGUUACGCCAUUGCCGGCAGCACCUUCCGAUGCAGAGGUUGUUAGCUCGCCUCUGGCUGUAGUGCCGGACGCUGAGGAGAAAGCCGAGGCGCCAAAUGCUGAUCGUGCCACGGGGUCAACCGAUCCUGCUCCUUCGCCUGAGCCAGCGGCCGUGCGUGUGCCCACCAGGGCUGCUGAGCCGAGUGCAAACGAGCCGCGGAAACGGCUUCGUCUUGAUGCUGUGACGUUUGAUGGAGUCGACAUGUACCACAAUCACGAGGACAAUGUGAGGGAUGACACGCGGCCGGAGUCAAACAUUCCUGAAUGCUUCUUGGUCCCCUGGAGUGAACAUGAGCCCGAGCUGAGCCCUGAGCAGCUUGCACAUGUGGAUGCAGUCGCAAUGCAGUUUGAGGUUGAUCGUCUCCUUGGGAUCCCUGCUCUUGAGCGCUGUUCGCAGAUCCUGCCAGAGCACAAGCGUUUGACCCGUUUUGUGGUAACAUGGCGUUGCAAGACCAUUUCAGGUUGCACAUAUUGGCUCAGACGAGCCAGGCUUGUGGCUCGUGAUUUUGCAUUUUUGUGCCCAGGCCGUACCGAUUUGUUUUCCCCUGCAUCGAAUGCGCUGCAAAGCAAGAUCAUCCCAUGUGUCUUCAUUGACAACUACCAUAAGGGUUGGCAGUUGGUAUCAUUAGAUGUUACGGAUGCUUACUUGAAUUGCCCGCAGGCAGAGGACACAUGCACAAGUGUCACGAUCAAUGGCGAACGCUUGUAUUUCAAGCUUCUCAGGCUUCUUCCGGGCCAGCGGGAAGGGAGCCAAACAUGGUUCUAUCAGUUUACCGAUGCCUCGAAAGUCGGAAGCCGCAUCGAGUUGAUGCAAGAGGUGCCAUCGCUGUUCCGGUUCCAACCUGAGGAUGGCAGAGGCGGGGGACUUGUGCACGUCGAUGAUUUACUCGGCACAGGCCCUGCAAGUGUGAUCAAGUGCAUGACCGAUCAUCUUGCAAGGGAUUACAAAGUGACCGUGAAUUUGAUUUCGGUGCCGGGCCAGGAGGUUCAUUUUCUUAAGAAGCGGCAUUAUCUUUUGUCGAGCACAGAGUUGCUGAUUGAAGUGAGCCCGAAACACUUGGAAAAGUUGAAAUCGCUUUGUGGCCAUCCCGAGCACCGAAAAUCACCUCUCCCGUCCGGGCGAUUGCCCACGGAGCAGGAGGACGAUGCACCAUUGUCCCAGGACCAGGCAUUCCGUUUUCGGUCAGCCGUUGGAGUGCUGCUAUACUUGCAGUCAGAUCUCCCGCACGCCGUGCGCAGCAUUCGCCACUUGUCAGGUUUCAUGUCGUCCCCGACCGUUGGGGCAUGGGCAAUCCUGCGGCAUUUGGUCGGUUACUUGAGUGUCACUGAGGGGUACUGUGCAUGCCUCACGGCCGGUGGCAUCGGAAACGGCGUGCAAGUGCAUCGCCCAGGGAUCAACGUCAUCGAGACGUUCAGUGAUGCUGACUGGGGUGGAUGCCGAUCCACCCGACGCUCUGUUUCUUCAUCCGUGAUCCUUUGCAACAGCAAGUUCAUCCAUGCAGCGUCCAAAACGCAAAAGUCGGUCGCACUAUCCAGUGCGGAAUCUGAGUUUAGUGCUGCGGUGUCAGCCGCGAUAGAUGGGACCCUUGUUGCAAGCAUGAUGCGGUUUGUGUCUCCAGAGCCAACAACACCGCCCCUCUUGAUGAUAGACAAUGCCGCUGCUCGCGCGAUCCUACAACGCGCCGGGGUCGGGCGCGUGCGCCAUCUUGACGUGAAGCUGCUGUGGACGCAACAAAGAGUUGCGGAAGGCCUGCUGGAGGUGCUACCGGCACCUACGCGUACAAACGUCGCAGACAUUGGCACGAAGCUCCUUGGGGUGCAGCGCACAGAGGUUGGUGAUGCAAUCUUGAACACAGAGCACAAUGUCCAGGCCAUUCGCAAUGUGUGCAAGGAUUUGUCAAAGAUCGCAAAAGGUGAUGCCACGGCCAACACCGCCCGCAUCCUCAGUGUUAUCUUGACUGCCAUGCAGGCGACAGGAAGUUUGGGUGCGGAGGAUGGCAAUGAUGCCAAUGAUGACGACGCGACUUUGAGCUUUCUUGAUGCCAUUCUUGAAUCCUUAGUGCAGAUCGUUGGCUAUGCAUCCGCGGUGUAUGAAGCAUACCCUUGA